AUGCCUGAAUCAGAGCUGUUCCCCGUUAUCUGCACUGCAGAUAUCCCCACCCCCUCGUUGAUGCAAAAUAAAGGAAAGGCUGUGGAAACAUUCCUGAAUGAUACCUACACUGGCAGCGAGCAGCUGGUCCCAGACACCCCUCCGAGCCUCGUGAUCCUUACCAUCACCAUCACCAGCGACAAAGGUAGCGACGCUCUCUCUUCCAGCGCAUCGCAACCACCAUUACAGCCCUUCACCUCGCCAUUCCUUGGUCAGUCUGUUGAAGACGCCGCUCAACACCCUGUUUUUCAUAACGCCAGCUUCUUCGCUGUCCUGGACGAGCGCUCCGCCCGUGACAGUACCGCGCUGCUAACGGCUCGCGACCCGAAUGGCAGCGUCCGCACGGUUCGUGUCACAUUUUCAGAAGUCCAGAGGACGCUCAUCUAG
Messenger RNA from Alternaria atra, 426 nucleotides. RefSeq lists its product as uncharacterized. NCBI's taxonomy places the organism in Eukaryota, Fungi, Ascomycota, Dothideomycetes, Pleosporales, Pleosporaceae. The transcript has 2 exons. The record is from RefSeq and is a predicted model, not a curated record. The coding region runs from base 1 to 426 and encodes 141 amino acids.